This is a messenger RNA of Drosophila ficusphila, 787 nucleotides long. RefSeq names its product protein JTB (gene JTBR). The transcript has 2 exons. Gene Ontology annotation, cellular component: centrosome; membrane; cytoplasm. The record is from RefSeq and is a predicted model, not a curated record. The coding region runs from base 118 to 576 and encodes 152 amino acids. NCBI's taxonomy places the organism in Eukaryota, Metazoa, Arthropoda, Insecta, Diptera, Drosophilidae. Gene Ontology annotation, biological process: mitotic cytokinesis.
UAGUAUUUUCUUAAGCCCCCAGCUGCAACCACACUGUGACGCAGACUCUCCAAAAAAAUACCAAAACAAAAGGAAUCAAAACUAUCUAAUAAAAAAAAGAAGACUCCCGCUUUUAAAAUGCUUGAGAACUGCCAACGGCACCAUAUGCUUCUUGGGCUGGGUGCACUGACUUUGGUCACCAUCCUGGUCCUUUUUGUGGAAUCUCGAUAUGCGGCAGAGGGACCCCGACGCCGGGAGCCGCAGUUCGUCAUUGAGGACAACUCGACGUGCUGGCGAAACGAGAAAUACUCGGUGGUGGAGGAGUGCCAUCCGUGCUCGGAGUUUGACAUAGUCAGCCGGAGUCUAGGCGUCUGCAUCCACACGCACUACAAGGAGGUGCUCCGCUGCCAAAGCGGCGAGAUCGUCACAAGGAGCUGCGAUCGGGUAGCCCUUAUAGAACAGAUGAACUUCUUGAAAUUCGAGGUUCUGUGUUUUGUGGUCGGAUUACUCAGUUACCUGGUUAGCUAUGCCCGCGAUCGAAUCCUUUCGAGGCGCAACUACAUGAGGAUCGAGCGACAACUGAACCGUGUGCAAUAACCCCCCGCCAAGCCAAGUGAUACUCAUCAUUCGUACGGAAGGUACAUUAUUUAAUUUAGUUUAAGUACAUACACUCUGGAAAUACCAUGUUAAAAUUCAUUUGCUAGUACUAGGGGGUUUAAAUAUUGCAUGUUUGUGGAAUGCUCGUUUUCGGGGACAAACACAAUUCGGUGCUAAUAAUAUGCAUAACAUUUUGAUUCGGUAAUAACAA